Messenger RNA from Anastrepha ludens (Mexican fruit fly), 9602 nucleotides. It is a transcript of the gene Cirl, whose product is annotated as latrophilin Cirl. Gene Ontology annotation, molecular function: G protein-coupled receptor activity; carbohydrate binding. Bases 793 to 5988 code for a protein of 1731 amino acids. The record is from RefSeq and is a predicted model, not a curated record. NCBI's taxonomy places the organism in Eukaryota, Metazoa, Arthropoda, Insecta, Diptera, Tephritidae. The transcript has 16 exons. Gene Ontology annotation, cellular component: membrane. Gene Ontology annotation, biological process: adenylate cyclase-activating G protein-coupled receptor signaling pathway; cell surface receptor signaling pathway.
UAACAUUUUCGCUUUGUAGUCGACAUUCGUGUAGUGUAGAGAAUUUUUAAUAGUCAUAAAAUCAUCAAGCAGCUUCGUUUUCAUCACGUUCCCAACUAUGACUUCACUUGCUGAGCAACAGUGGCAGGCGAUAAAGCAACGGCGAAGAAUAAUGACUCAUCAACUGUGCAGCGCCUUCAACUGUUCGUCACAAUGGCUGGAGGUGUACGCUGAGUUUUAACAUUAAUUCUGAUGCCAUUGGUAUUUAUGAACACUAAGCAACAAAGCUAAGAAAUCAUGUGGCAAACACGCCUGGAAGCAUUCUAAGUAUCUAACGUAGGAUAAAGACAUGAUUGUGCUCACUAUUGCUAUUUGUAUAUGUUAUGUGUCAUGAACUUAAAAUCAUACAUAUUUGUGCCAUGCAUAGCUUUUAAUCUAUUUUCAGAUCAACAUCAACCCAAUCUAAACCAAACCAAAUCAACUACUACAACGACAUUUAACACAACUCUUUAAUUAAUAUAUUUUUAAACCCAUAUAUUACUUAUUAAAUCAUACAUUGUAUAUUUCAUGCAAUUAAUAACUAAGAAUUUCUUGCUAUGUUGCAAAAAUAGGUGCGUUACAGAUUUUUAAUUAGUUUUUUACUCCCUCCUUCUAUUAGCGCCCAAAUACCAAACGGCUUACGCCUGCGAAGGUAAGAAACUAACAAUAGAAUGCGACCCAGGCGACUUGAUUAAUCUGAUACGCGCAAACUAUGGACGUUUCUCGAUAACGAUAUGUAAUGACCAUGGCAAUGUGGAAUGGAGCGUUAAUUGCAUGUUCCCUAAGAGUUUGACCGUAUUGAAUUCGAAAUGCGCACACAAGCAAAGCUGUAGUGUGUUGGCAACGACGAGCAUGUUUGGCGAUCCCUGCCCAGGUACACACAAAUAUCUAGAGGCGCAUUACCAAUGCAUAUCAGCCGCACAAACAUCGACGACCACAAAUCGUCCCAGUCCACCAUGGGUUUUGGCGAACAACCCACCUUUGCUUGCUAAUAGCAGUACUCUGAUCAAUCCGAGCGCUCCAUUACAACCGCUGGGACCAGGACGUUUACCAUUACCCGCUGGUGUUGGCGCUCCCGCAUCAGGUGGCAUAUGGCACACAAUACCACCCACGCCGGGACCACCACAACCCACACUUCCGGGUGGCCGUCUAAAAGGCAGCUAUAAUACAACGGUAAUAAAGAAUUCCAACAGACAUGAUGGCUUACCACCACCACCGCCGUUGCAUCAUCACCAUCACACCGGACACCAUUCAGCGUCGCCAGUGGAUGGCGGCAACGUGGGUGAUGCUGCGGCGUCCAAUACGCGACCAGUAGGGAGGAAUGAUGCGGCAACGCGAACGCCGAGUACAAAUCAAACCAAAUCAAAUACGGGACCCUCCAACACAACCGCCUCGCCCAACACACGUAUACUUAGUGGUGUUGGUGGGAGCGGCACAGAUGACGGUACCUUGCUCACUGCUAAAGCUGCACAAAAUCGUGGCAGCCAACAGCAGAGUACAGCAACGCAACAGCAUGCCACUGGCAAUAAUAACAACAAUGUAAUCAGUAACACCGCUGAUGCCAGCGCCGGAAGCAGUGUCAUACGCACCAUCAACAAUAUAAAUAACCUCAAUAUGGGCUUGGGUGCGGUCGUUGAGGAUGAAGCGAAUAUGUUUUGCGGUCCAACGAAUGCGCGCAACCUGUUCUGGAAUAUAACGCGUGUGGGCGAUGUAAAUGUGCAGCCAUGUCCAGGAGGUGCUACUGGUAUUGCUAAGUGGCGAUGUGUGCUUAUGAAACGCGUCUCCUACAAGGGAGAUGACGGUGUGGCCGUAGAACCAACUACAAUGCGCACAACACCACGUGUCAACUGCAGUAGCCACGCAAACAGCAGUUGUGAAACGGCCGCUGAUAGGCUGAAUCAACGCAUAGGCAACUUUGAGCCCACUUGGCAUCCCAUGACACCGGAUCUCACGCAAUGCCGUAGUCUAUGGUUGAACAAUUUGGAAGUACGCGUAAAUCAGCGUGAAUCGUCGGUUAUAUCCAUAGCGAACGAUCUGUCCGAGGUAACCAGCAGCAAAACUUUGUAUGGGGGCGAUAUGCUUGUUACUACUAAAAUCAUACAAACCAUGUCAGAAAAAAUGUUUCACGACAAAGAAACAUUACCAGAUCAACGCCAACGCGAGGCUAUCAUAUUAGAAUUGCUGCAUGGAGUAGUAAAAACUGGUUCAAAUUUACUAGACGAAUCGCAAUUGUCAUCUUGGAUGGAUCUCAAUCAAGAAGAUCAGAUGCGUGUCGCGACAUCGCUGCUUACAGGACUAGAAUACAAUGCAUUCCUUUUGGCCGAUACAAUUAUACGUGAGCGGAAUAUUGUGCAACAAGUCAAGAAUAUACUGUUAUCUGUACGCGUUUUGGAAACAAAGAAUAUCCAGAACAACGAAGUUUUCCCAGACGUCGAACAGUGGAAAAUCAGUGCCGACCGGAUCGAGUUGCCGCGCACUGCGCUCCUUGAAAAUAGUGAAGGUGGCCUUGUACGCAUUGUUUUUGCCGCUUUCGAUCGUCUAGAGUCAAUUUUGAAACCAUCUUACGACCAUUUUGACUCGAAGAGCUCUCGUAGUUAUGUGCGCAACACUGCUCUACUGAGGGAGCGAAACGAUUCAGCAGCAGCCAUGGAUAUACAGCAACGAAUACGUAUACUUAAUAGCAAGGUGAUAUCGGCCAGUUUGGGUAAAGGCCGUCACAUCCAAUUAUCACAACCCAUUAAAUUGGUGUUGCGACACAUCAAAACGGAGAAUGUGACAAAUCCAACUUGCGUAUUUUGGAACUACAUUGAUCACGCCUGGUCGGCUAACGGCUGUACUUUAGAGUCGACCAAUCGUACUCACAGUAUUUGUAUGUGUAAUCACCUCACAAACUUUGCCAUACUUAUGGACGUUAUGGACGAACACAAUCAUUCGCUGUUUGGUGUCUUCAAUGGCAACAUGCGUAUACUCAUAUACAUUAGUAUAUCGAUUUGCCUGGUGUUUAUUGUCAUUGCAUUGCUGACGCUGAAGAUAUUCAAUGGCGUUUUUAUAAAGUCUGCGCGCACCUCCAUCUAUCGCAGCAUUUAUAUAUGUCUUCUUUUCAUUGAAAUUAUUUUCCUAAUUGGUAUUGAGCAGAAUGAGACGAGUAUCCCGUGUGGUUUUACCACUAUAUUUCUACAUUGUUCGAUACUAUCGGCGAUUGCGUGGUUCUGUUUCGAAGCAUUCCAAUCAUACUCAACACUAACCACCGAUGACAUGUUACUCGAAGUUGACCAGACCUCUAAAGUGAAUUGUUACUAUUUACUCUCCUAUGGCCUAUCCUUAUCGAUUGUGGCCAUUUCGGCGGCUAUUAAUCCGAAUACUUAUACACAAAAUGACUUUUGUGUGCUUAUGGAGGCAAAUACGCUAUUCUAUUCGAGCUUUGUGGCGCCUGUAUUGCUUUUUUUCCUGGGUGCCUUGGGCUACACCUUCUUGUCGUGGGUGAUUAUGUGUCGCAAAAGUCAUACAACACUGAAAAAUAAAGAGCAUACGCGACUCGCAAAUGUGCGCUUCGACAUUCGCUGCUCAUUCAUAUUUCUGCUAUUAUUGAGCGCCGUAUGGAUAUCCGCCUAUUAUUAUCUGCGUCUAGCCAAAAUGGAAGAUGAGUUGGCCGUUGUAUGCGGCUAUCUUUUCAUUAGCUUUAAUACUCUAAUGGGAUUGUAUAUUUUCGUAUUUCAUUGCAUACAAAACGAGAAAAUCCGUCGGGAAUAUCGCAAAUAUGUGCGCCAAAACUCUUGGCUGCCAAAGUGUUUGCGCUGCUCGAAAGCCUCCAUUUCCUCCGGUAUAGUUGGGAAUAAUGGAAUUGGCAGUGGUGGUGGUGGUGUUGGCACUGGCAAUGGUGGUAGCGGCGCUGGUGGCACACUCUCCGGAUCGCAUCGUGGCGCGUCCAAUGCAGUACAAUUGAAAAAGACCAAACUGCCAAUAGGUGGUGAUGGUUUGGUGUCAGACGAGACGGGCAAUAUCAUAUCGGCCGCUGAAGAUGCCAUUAUUGCCUCAUCAGACUGUGAAUUGAAUGAUUCGCGUAAUUUAGCCUCAGUUGGUGACGGUGAUGUGGAUGCAGUGAAAGGCGGUGGCGCCAAUAUGUCGUUGCAACAUGGCAAGGGAGGUCACUCCAUCAUUGACACCAUGCAGGGUCAUAUUGUGCUGGAGCGUGGUGGUGCUGCGAGCACGCUGCAUUCAGUGGGUGGCAGUGGUGGAUUGCGUACACCCAGCGCGGGCCAUACGUCACCCACUUCAUCAGCUGGCUCGACGCAUCUUAUCUUUGGCGGCCAAAAGCAGCAGAUAAUCGGUGCAGGUGGGGCUCCACAGGAGGCAUAUUACCACCAGCCUGACUACUACGGCUGGAAGCAGCAAAUAGGAAAGCCAAGUGGUGGCAAUAAUGUUUUAAGUCUGGCGCAUCCACGUGACUACGUGGCUAAUGCUGCCUCGCCACAGCAGGCACAUGAGUUCUUUUACUGGACGCAAAAGCAUCAGCCGCAUGGCAAGAAGAAACGCGGCAGUGGCAUGGGUGGCGAGUCCCCAAGUGGUUCGUUACAUAGUCGCACCACAGCGGCGUCACAGCAGAUUCUCUUCUAUCCGUCGUACAAGAAGACUACGUUAAAGCAGCAGCAACAAUAUCCGCAUUACGAUGAAGCGGUUGGUGCGGCUGCGUAUUACCAACAACAACAACAACAGCAGCAGCAGUUACAACAUCGUCGCCAUGCGUCUGCAGCCAUGAUGCUGGCAGCACAUCAUCAGCAGCAACAACAGCUAUCCUCAGAUGAGGAGCAAUUGGAACCCGCAGCGGCAGCGCAUGCGCAUUUGCUGCACUUAGGUCGACGCGCCGGUUCACAGCUGCCACCACCGCCUGCGCCCGCACCACAUGCGUACCAUUAUCCCCAUCAUCACUCGCCAGAGUUUAUGGGCUCUGCGAACACGCCCACACAGCGUUACUAUAGAAAUAAGCAUUCCAACUGUGAUUUGAGCCAUGAGGAGUACGAUCCGAGCGGACGCGCGGGCAGCGAACAGUACUACAAUCAAAACUCAAUGGGUGGCGGUGAUGGGCCAGUAUAUGAGGAAAUCCUCAGUAAUCGCAAUUCUGAUGUUCAACACUACGAUAUGGAUUUGAAUGUUUAUGGCGUUGAGGACGACGACGACGACGAUGAAGUGAAUGGUUGCGUUAAUGAUGAGAGUAGUAGUGCCAUGCGGCGGCAGCACCGCCAACAGCAACUGCGGCAACGACAUCACUACGAGGCGGCGCGGAAUGGUGUUAUUGGCGGCGGCGGCGGCGUCGGUGGCGGUGGCAACGGCAGUGGUAGUCGAUAUGGCCAUGCCGAGAGUGGUGCGUCCAGCGACGAGGACGACGACGAUGAUGAGGAGGACGAAGGCGCGCAACGUCAUGGGCUGCCGCAGGGCGACGAACGCAUGCGGCGACUGAUAGCGUUGCAGGAUGAGGAGUUUCAGCGGCGGUUUCAAAGGCAGCGUAAGAAAGCCGACGGCGCUUUGAAUGAGAAAACAGUAGCGGCAGCAGCUUACUUUGAUCACCACAAUACGGCAGCAGCGUCAGGUGGUGCAGGUGUAGGCGCGGCGGUUUUUGGCAUUAGCGGCGGUGGCAGUGGCGGCGCGGGAUCGAUACGCGCCUUAAAGAAGAUCUCACCGAAUAGUCGAAUAGGUGUACACGAGCUAUUCACGACGACUCAUGGCAGCAGUGGAGGUGGUGGUGGUGGUGGUAGCGGUGGCGGUGGCGGUAUAGGGCCGCCCUUACCACCGUCCAAUCAGCAACAACAACAGUAUCCCCUGCCAAAGAGGCAACAAUUGUCGCCAACAACAACAACAACAACAUCAAUAACACCGUCAUCGUCGCACACACAGCCGAUCAUUGGCCGGAAUAUUUCUGCAAUGCUGGAUGAGAACAAUACAGUGCGCUGUUAUCUGGAGCCGUUGCCCAAAUGAAAGGGGCACACACGAUCAGCUUCACGGAGGUGAGGUAGGGUAAUUAAUUUAAUUAGCGAAAAGCAGACCGAUUUAAAGACAAGCAUAUAAGACACUACUGUGGUUUUUAGCUGAAAUCAGAGCUCUGUUUAAAGGAAUUACUAAAUUUGUAUGUGUGUGUGUAUGUUCUACGUCUAAAGCGCAUGAUAGAGGAGCUGAAUUGAGUAUCAAAAUGUUUCAAAACAAAAAAGCAAAAAAAAAAAUAUAUAUAUAUAUGUAUGUGGAAAAAUGCGGAACUAUAAAACUCCUGCUGCACACCAUGCAAUGACCAGCUAAGCUGAGCCAAAAAAAAAACAAAAGCGUAAAGAAACAAAACCUAAACUCCUCGUCGCCAGACAUACGGUUUUGUGAAAAUUUUGAAUUUUUGUUAUUCUUAAAGCUUUAAGCAACUGUUUAGUAGCGCGUUUUUCAUAGUUGUUUUUUUUUUUAUUCUUAUUUAAGCUAACUGUGGAAAUAAGUUGCAUAUGAAUUUACACUACGUAGCUUAAUUAUACAUAUAAACAUACAUGCUAGUGGAGGUUUUUUAUUGGCAAUUUCGUAUACGGAUUUUAUUUUUUGGUUACAUUUAGCAUUUUUUUUAUUUAUAACAAAUUUUCGUUUGUGUCAUUAUUUUUAAUUUGAGAAGAUGUGAAAAGUCGAUUAGUUACAAUCUACAACCAGUUACACACGGCUUUUACUUAUAAAUAUAAAAAUAUUUAUUUUGGUUUUGCAGUUCUGAAAUAAUUCCUUAUUUUUUUUUUGUUUGUUUUAUAUUAAUUUUUUUCUUUUAAUUUUAUUUUAAUAUUUUUAUAUAAAAAACACUUCUUUACGAAAUAUAUCGCCUAAUUAAUGUUUUUCAGUCUAAUUUGCGGAAGUUCGUUUAAUUUUUUCCGAAUAUUUUGGUCGAACAAAUUUGAUUUUUUUUGCGCAGUUUGGAAUAUAUAUAUUUGGUCUAAAGUGCAUUGAGUAAAAAAAUAGAUAUUUUAUGAUUUAAAUAAAAAGUAUUUUGUUUUGUGAAAAUUUUAGUCGAAAAGAAUUGAGAUUUUUUUAGUAUAAAGCAUAUUUCCUUUUGAAGAAAUAAUAUUUUUAGUCUGGAAAAAUUUAGUAAUGCUUUUCUUGUUCAACUCUAUUGUUCAAUUGUGAUUUAAUUUAAUCAAAAUAUUAUAUUUAUAUAAUAUUUAUUAUUAUACAUUAUAUAAUAUUUUCGUUAAAAAUUUUGACCGAAAAUGUUUUUCGAUUUAUAUUAAAAGCAAUUCAAGAAAAUCGAUAGGUCUUAAAAAAAUGUCGGUUAGUUUGCUAAAAGAGCUAAUUGGAACUCUUUUUCUUUUAACGAUCAACUUCUACGUAAUAUUCCGUGGACAGUUUCAAUUGCAGGUUUUCAAAUACUUCUGAACAUAUUAAGUUUAAAAAAAAUGUAAAUAACUUUUUGAACUUCCGUAUUUUUCAUUUGAAUUACCAUUCGUUAGAUUUGAAGGAUUCACAUUUUAGUUGCAAGAAAUUUGGUUGUUGUUGUUGUUGUUGUUGUAGCAGCAUAAACAUGCCACAUAUGUACAUACGGGGAAUGCUGCUGAGAUGACAGUCCUGAGCCGAAUAUAAAUCCGGGUCGUUCCGGUUACGUAGAACCGACUGUGUUGGAAAUGAGAAAUUCGGUCUAAUAUAAAGGCUUAUUUUUAAUAAUUAUUUCAAAUAGAAUUUAUUGGGCUGAACGUUUUUUUUUUCAUUGAAUUACUUUGAGAUUGAAUCUAAAAUGUUUUCUAUGAUUUUCCAGUUCAAAACGGUUUUGCCUGUUUUAUAAUUCACAUUAAGUUAUUCCAGUCGCGUUCCAUUUGACAUAAUUUUUUUUUUUUUAAUUUUUCUAAAUUUCAAACAUUUUUGAAUCCCUUGAAAUCGCAUUUUUCAUCUUUUGAUACUCUUUGGCGUUCGUACAUUUUGGUUUAGAAGGUUUUGCAAUUUUCAGUUUGAUUCAUAUUUUAUUUAUUGGUUAUAAAAAGUUUGCUUUUCUAUUUCGAAACCUUUUCACUAUUGAAAUCUGUAUAAAAUAUCUGUCUAGACUUAUUUUUUUUUUUUUAAUUUUCCUAACUCGAAAUCGGUCUGUGUGAUCUAUAAAUCGUUUUAAAUUGUAUGUAAUUUUUACAAUAUUUGACAAUUUAAUUAGUUAACAAUUUCGAAUGUUGAGGCACAUCAUCACUACAUCCAUCGCAUCUAAAAAACGUUUUCUUUUUUAUUUAAAUUAUUUGAUCUAAUAGCAGUUUGUUCUCCCCAUUUUUAAAUACCCAAACUUAUAUUCACUUCAAAUUGAUGAAAAUUGAAUUUGGUGUAAAAAUGUAAAAUAAUUUAGUAUUGAGUUUUAUUUUCUUUUGAUUCAAAACUUUUGUUCACUCAAAAUUAGCAAGGUUGUUUUCAGUUUUAUCUUUCUCUAUUAAUGCUGUUUACAAUUUUUUUGAUUUCGAUUAACAUAGAAUGAAAUAUUUCGAUUUUGCAGUAUUUAUUUUAUUUUAUAAAUGAUUUAUUUACUGAGUCUUGUGGUUUUUUAAUUAAAUUCCCAGGUUUUUUUUAUUAAAAGUCAAUACUUAUUUUUACUGAAUCACUUACUAAAUUUUUCGUUUUGCAUUUUUUAUGCUUUUGUUAAAAAUAUUGUUAACUGUAAGUCCAUAGAAAUUAGUUAUUAAGAGCAUAAAAAAGAGAAACGCCUCAACUGUAACUGUAAAUUUGCGUAUAAAUAUGAAAGAGACAAUGCAGUCUGUUCGAAAUAAAGAAAAAGCACGACAAUUAAAAGAUUUGAUCGAAAACCAAAAAAAAAACUUUCAACUAAAAAAUACAGAAUAUCUCUCAACACUCUUCAUUACAACCAACAUUUUCCAACCUGCAACGCUUUGAAAAUCCGUUAAAAUUUACUUAAAUGCUAUACCGCUCUUUUCCUGCUCAUCUUCAAAAUAAAAUAAAACUAAACACACUAUCGAAUACCUCCACUCGUAUCCUGUCGAACUAAAGUUGUACAUUAGGGUGUAGCUAUACUGACCUAUAAUAGUGAAAGAAAAUAAAUGUUCUAAUAUUGCAUGUAUAGUUGUGCUGCCAAAUCCGUUUCGGAGAGUGGUUAAUUGGACUUCAGUCAUGACUGUCAAAGAAUUAAUUAUUUUGAAAAUUUUCUUAAUGACAGUUGGAAUUAAAGUUCACUUUUGUUCAACUUGACUGAAGACCAAUUGACGUUUUCUGCUUGAAAUUUGUGACCCAACAACAUUAAUUACAUAGCGCACCAUUUACUCGUGCAUACAUAAAUCUUUCAAAUUAGGCAAACAAAAAAUUGUAGUGUUUUAAAAAGUAUAAAAAUACAAUAGAAAAACAGAAAAGAACGGCAUAGAGAAACUGUAACAUUUUGAAGAGUGUUAAGUAAUAGUUAAUGAAAAUAAAUUUAAAAAAACGAUUAAUAUUGAAACUGAUCUGUAUCUGCUGCAUGUGGCCCCUCGGGUAUUUUUCUCUGUGUUACAAUUACAAUCCGCCGCGCACCAAACAAAAAAUUUCAAAAAAGGAAACAAAAUACGGAAAAACGUAAACGUAAACAUUUAAACAAUAAUGCAAAAAAAAAAAAACAAGAAAAA